GAGAUGGCAGUAAUGUAUAUUUCUUGCUUCUGACUAAGAACUGGAGAAGAAGAGAACAACUCGGUGGAGGUAAGGUGCACCAUGUCUACGGUCACACGGCGCCAGUAUAAAAAAACCAUAACGAAAUGUUAGCUAGCUAUUUGCUUGGCAGUUUAAAUUCCCAAACUCAGUUUCAGCAUUCUCUCUGGUCCUCCCCUUAAAGAAAGUGGACUCGUCCAACAUGAAAGGCUUUGACAUCCACUCCGCUGCUGGAGUUGCAAUGACAUAAUGCAGUCGAACAGGUCUGAGUACAGUCACAAGCGGCAGUACAAUGACAAAACCUCAAGGCAAUGGGAAGACUAUAACGACGGAUGGGAAGAAAGGCGUGAACCUUACAGACAUAUAGCGCAGGAUUCCUAUCAGAAAUAUGGCGGGGAUGGACAGAGUAGCACCGAGAGGACAGGUAGAAGCAGAGAGUACAGUGACUCGCCUAAGAUGCUGUACAGUAAAGAUGCAAUGAACAGAGACUGGGGCAGAAAGAGUUCCGCGAGGAGACGCACGUCUUCCCCUGUUUGGGGCACUUGUGAGAAGAAAAGGAGAAGGUGUACAGAAGAUAAGGAUGAUUACAUGUACAGGCGUGAGCCUGAGGAUGAAACAGACAGACAAUCGCCAGACAGUUUUUCAAGUGCACAUGUAACCAAGGAUUUUAAACAUACACUACCAGAGAAAGAGGACAUCAGAUAUAGGAAAACACCUCAAGACUCCAAACACAGAUAUCGGCAUAAGGAGUUCACUUAUAGGCAACAACCUGAUGACUGCAGACAAUCGUCUGGAUACUACAAAGGCAGAGAUGGUCAGGAAAGGAGCCAAGACGUUUCACAAGAGAGGACACAAUCCCAAGAUUCCUCUACAAAGAGUUUUACCAACCCCAGAGAGAGGGCUGACGGCCCCGCUGCAGAUCAUAAGGAUUAUCGUCAAAGGUUUCCCCUGAAUGAACCUAGUGGGCAGUCUUUCGAGAGGGCGGUCAGCAGCCAAAGUGCUGCUGUUCCUGAGCAAAAGAAGUCGGCCAUGGGUUUUCAGCGAUUCCUUGAUGUGCUCAACAAGGGUGUGAAUGUUACUGUGCUCAACAAGAUAGUGGCCCAGACCACCACCGAAGUGAGUGAUCCACCACGCUCUCCAACUCCUGUCAAGAACACCAAUCGUCCGUGGUCUCCUGGUUAUGUUGGGGGACAACAGGGAAGCCACCAAAAUACCAGCCACUGGAGCAAGUGCGAAAGAUCCCAGAGACUGACGUCUCCAAAACCUCACCACAGGUCCUUCAGCCCUGAGGGCCGCGCUCCGUCUGAUGAAAAGUGUCUGCAGAGGGCUGACGGAGAACAAAGCUACUUUAGCUCCAACAGUAGACCCGUGUCUCCCUCACUGUUGGGAAAGGUAACACUGACACCUGAAGAAGAGCACAAGCACAGGCAAAUGCAAGAUGUCUUACAGGCCAUUGGCAUUGAUUUAGGAUCCGAAGAACUGGGCCAGAUGUCACAUCGGAUCCAUGAGCGAUUAUAUGGAAAGAAGGAUUAUGACGUGGGGCGCCAUCGUAGAGGAAGCCGGGAAAGAGACACUAGGCCAGCGUUUUCACCUAGACCGCUAAGUCGAUCAUCGUCAUCGAGCCGAUCUAGUUUUAGCCUGGUAAAUCGUGAAUAUCACCAGAAAAAAGACUUGUUUAGUGCUCAGAGGGAUGAAACCGAGGUACAACAGAUACAGGUGCAUGAAUCUGUUGGAUAUGGCCGGAAUAGCAGCAGUGGCACUUCACAGGAGAGUCAGAAAUGUGAAUCUUACUCCCAGGAAAGUACUGCUGCAUGUCCAUCAUUUUCUCAUAAUUCCUCUUACACUUUAUCAACGUCAUCCCCUACACCCGUAAUGCCGAAUUACUCCCCAGUAAACCGUUCACCGCUGAUGCCAUACCCAGCUCUGCCCCCAGCUCUGCCCCCCCCUAACUUGCCCCACCUUGGUCCCAGGUUUUUCAUGCCUAACCUGCCUCCCUUCUUACCUUACCCCCUUGCCCCACCUUUGAACAUCUUUCCUGCACUACUCGCUCAAACACGGAACCUUAUCAAUCCAAGCAAUCCACCCUUUUUUAACCUGCCAGGUAAUACACCGACUCAGUAUAUGAACACCACACAAAAAUCAAAAACUCUGUCAAGGCCUCGCUGUCUGCAGGUUAUUGAAACCAAACAACCUGGAUGAGGUGCGUUGCAUAGCGGGAAUAUCUGACUGACUGAUAAAGUUGACAAGUUAUGUUUUGUAUGGAGAAUAGUACAAUAUCACCUCAAAAUAAACCGUUGGGCCUUUAUGGCGUUCUGUUUUAACUACAAAACACAUUUGAAAAUCACCUCACAGAAAAUGAACAACACACAUCCUGUCCAGCAGAAACAAAAAGCAA
Molecule: messenger RNA, 2413 nt
Organism: Etheostoma cragini (Arkansas darter)
Lineage: Eukaryota; Metazoa; Chordata; Actinopteri; Perciformes; Percidae
Product: cyclin-dependent kinase 12-like
Exons: 4
Coding region: 268-2217 (649 amino acids)
Source: RefSeq, a predicted model, not a curated record